Messenger RNA from Cordyceps militaris CM01, 1164 nucleotides. Its product is annotated as mRNA capping enzyme alpha subunit, putative. Gene Ontology annotation, molecular function: ATP binding; mRNA guanylyltransferase activity. Lineage: Eukaryota; Fungi; Ascomycota; Sordariomycetes; Hypocreales; Cordycipitaceae. The transcript has 2 exons. The record is from RefSeq and is a predicted model, not a curated record. Bases 1 to 1164 code for a protein of 387 amino acids. Gene Ontology annotation, cellular component: mRNA capping enzyme complex. Gene Ontology annotation, biological process: 7-methylguanosine mRNA capping.
AUGGAGGAUGGCCCGAUAGCCUCCGCCGCCGAACCCGGCAUCAAGGCGGAAUCACAGCUUCUCUACACGAUGCGCAAUGAGGUAGCGCACCUCUUGGGCCGAAGUCAAGUCGGUUUCCCCGGCGCGCAACCCGUCAGCUUUUCCCGCCAGCACAUCACCGCCCUCAAGAAUCAAGACUACUACGUUUGCGAAAAAUCCGACGGUAUUCGCUACCUCCUGUAUGCUACGAGAGAUGAAAGCGGCGCCGAAGCGCACUACCUGAUUGACCGCAAAAACGACUACUGGUUCAUCACAAACCGUAACCUGCACUUCCCCCUCGACAACGACCAGACCGCCUUUCAUGUAGACACGGUCCUCGAUGGGGAGCUUGUGUGGGACAGCAAGCCCGGCGGCGGUAAGGAGCCACGUUUUCUCAUCUUCGACUGCCUCGUCAUGGAUGGACAGGUGCUCAUGGACCGCACAUUGGACAAGAGGUUGGCAUACAUCAAGGAGAGAUUCCACACGCCAUACAAGCGCCUGUUCAAGGAGUUCCCCGAGGAGCUCAAAUUUCAGCCCUUCUAUGUCGAGAUGAAACCAUUCCAGCUUGCCUACGGUAUCGAAAUGAUGUUUAAGCAAGUCCUACCAAAUCUCAAGCAUGGGAACGAUGGGCUCAUCUUUACGUGCCGCCACACGUCGUACCGCCACGGCACGGACCCCAACAUUCUCAAGUGGAAGCCACCAGAGGAGAACACUAUUGAUUUUCUUCUCAAGCUACAUUUCCCGACAGUGCAGCCCAACAGGGCGGAGCGCGCCACAGGCAGGACAGAGCCGUUUGUUGACUACGACAGCGUGCCCCGCGCGGAGCUCAUGGUAUAUACAGGCGGCAACGGACCGGAACGGUACGAGCCAUUUCAACCGCUGUACCUCACAAAAGGGGAAUGGGAGACCCUCAAAGGCCUCGGCGAUCCGCUCAAUGACCGCAUCGUGGAGUGUAAUCUGGAUGACAAGAAACGUUGGCGCUUGUUGCGUUUCCGCGACGACAAAUUAGAGGCGAAUCACAAGACAACCGUCACCAGUGUCCUCCAAAGCAUCAAAGACCGUGUCACGCAGCAGGAUCUCUACCACGCUGCUGGGCCGAUUCGCGACAACUGGAAGGCGCGUCAGGCGAGAUCGGAGCGAAAGUAG